Carica papaya (papaya) is the source of this 3512-nucleotide messenger RNA. RefSeq names its product Tetratricopeptide repeat (TPR)-like superfamily protein. NCBI's taxonomy places the organism in Eukaryota, Viridiplantae, Streptophyta, Magnoliopsida, Brassicales, Caricaceae. The record is from RefSeq and is a predicted model, not a curated record. Gene Ontology annotation, biological process: RNA modification. Gene Ontology annotation, molecular function: protein binding; RNA binding.
ACUGUGAGCCACACACUCUGUCAAGGCCUGCACUAGCGAGUUUACUUCAUUUUUCAUGGCCGUAGCUUCUUCAGCUCUAUCUCUUCCCCUUCCACCACCUUCAACAACCAAUCCUUCUCACCACCACAUUCGUUCCUCUUCAACAAUUUCUCACCCCAAUCCCAAACCUCAAACACCCACAAUCCGUUCCCGGCUCAGCCGUAUUUGUCAGGAAGGUCAACCCCAUCUCGCCCGCCAAUUGUUCGAGACAAUUCCUCGCCCAACGACAGUCCUCUGGAACGCCAUUAUCAUCGGUUUCAUCUGCAAUAACAUGCCGCAUGAGGCGCUUCUCUUCUACGCCCAGAUGAAGAAAUCGUCUCCUGAUACCAAAUGCGACGCCUACACCUACUCUUCCACCCUCAAAGCCUGCGCUGAGACUCGGGACUUGAGGUUGGGUAAAGCAGUGCAUUGCCAUUUUCUUCGGUGUUUAUCGAACCCCAGUAAAAUUGUGUAUAAUUCUCUUUUGAACAUGUAUGCUACCUGUUUGAACUCGCAGGAUAUUGAAAUGGGUUAUUCCAUGGGUUCUGAGUAUUCCAAGAAUGAUUUAGUACGUAAGGUGUUUAAUAGCAUGCGUAGUAGAAAUGUGAUUGCUUGGAAUACUAUGAUUUCGUGGUAUGUAAAGACGGAGAGGUAUAUGGAGGCAAUACGGCAGUUCAGGAUGAUGAUGAAAAUGGGGAUAAGACCGAGUCCUGUUAGUUUUGUAAAUGUUUUUCCAGCCUUAUCAAGGUUAGCAGACUAUAAGAAUGCUAAUGCUCUUUAUGGGUUGCUUCUGAAAUUGGGGCCUGAACAUGUAAAUAACUUGUUUGUCGUGAGUGCAGCCAUAUUUAUGUAUUCUGAGCUUGGUUUCCUUGAUUUUGCUAGAAAAGUUUUUAACUCCUGCUUGGAGAGAAAUACUGAGGUGUGGAAUACUAUGCUAAGUGGGUAUGUUCAGAAGAGCCACCCUGUUGAGGUUAUAGAGCUUUUUCUUCAGGCUAUAGAAUCAGAACAGACUGUUCUUGAUGAUGUAACUUUUCUCUCUGUUCUAAAUGCAAUUUCACAGUUGCAGCAGUUGGAUUUGGCUCGGCAGUUUCAUGCGUACAUCGUUAAGAAUUUAGAAGUAGUACCUGUAAUCAUACUAAAUGCAAUUAUUGUCAUGUACUCAAGGUGCAAUUCAAUCCAUACAUCGUUUAAAGUUUUCGAUAAAAUGGCCGAAAGAGAUGUCGUUUCUUGGAAUACUAUUAGUUCUGCUUUUGUGCAGAAUGGAUUAGAUGAUGAAGGACUGUUGCUGGUAUAUGAGAUGCAGAAGCAAGGUUUUGUGCUUGAUUCUGUGACAGUGACUGCUUUACUUUCUGCAGCAUCAAAUCUUAGGAACAUUGAGAUUGGAAAGCAGACCCAUGCUUUCCUUAUUAGGCAUUUCAUUCAUUUUGAUGGCAUGGAUGUUUAUCUUAUUGACAUGUAUGCAAAGUCAGGUUUGAUUAGGACGUCACAGCGACUGUUUGAAACAAACUGUUCAAAUAGUAAAGAUCAAGCCACCUGGAAUGCAAUUCUUGCUGGAUGCACUCAGAACGGGCUGAUUGAUGAAGCCUUUGCUUUGUUUAGACAGAUGGUGGAGCAAAAGGUGAUUCCAAAUGCUGUGACAAUGGCAUCUGUUCUCCCAGCAUGCUGUGCAAUAGGUAGUAUAGAUUUGGGAAAGCAACUGCAUGGGUUUUCCAUUCGUAAUUCACUGGAUCAAAAUGUGUUCGUGGCAACUGCCCUAGUUGACAUGUAUUCCAAAUCGGGUGCAAUUCAUUAUUCUGAGAUGGUGUUCGUUAACACACAUGAGAAAAAUUCUGUCACAUACACCACAAUGGUAUUGGGUUAUGGUCAGCAUGGGAUGGGGAAGAAAGCUCUGUCUUUAUUUUAUUCAAUGCCAGGAUCUGGCAUCACGCCUGAUUCUAUUACAUUGGUUGCAAUCUUGUCAGCUUGCAAUUAUUCUGGUCUGGUUGAUGAAGGUCUGCAAAUAUUCAAUUCAAUGGAGAGUGAUUAUGAAAUUCAGCCCUCAGACGAGCACUACUGUUGUGUUGCAGACAUGUUAGGGAGAGCGGGGAGGGUUGCUGAAGCUUAUGAGUUUGUUAAAGAAUUGGGAGAGAAGGGUAAUAUCUCAGAAAUUUGGGGUUCACUUCUCGGGGCUUGUAGACUUCAUGGGCAAUUUGAAUUAGGAGAAACAAUUGCAAAAAGGUUGAUUGAAAUGGAUAGGGGAAACAACAUUACAGGUUAUCAUGUUUUGCUAUCAAAUAUGCACGCAGAGGAAGGAAACUGGAAAACUGUUGAUAGACUGAGGAAAGAGAUGAGGGAAAAGGGUUUAAGAAAGGAGGUUGGAUGUAGUUGGAUUGAAAUAGCGGGUUGUGUCAACUGUUUCGUGUCUAAGGAUGAAGAACAUCCUCAAUUUGGAAAAAUAAAUACAGUCCUGGAAGGAUUGGCCUUGGAGAUGAAAUAUUCUUUAUCUGCAUCCUGCUCAAGUUCAGGUCUAGAUAUUGGGAUCGCUAAUUUUGAUGAAUGAAGACAAAUAUAUCUUAUAGAUUUUUUGGUAUUUGGAAAAAUUAGCUAAUUAAUUAGAUUUCCGGAACUUUUUUUUUUAUUUGCUUAAGGGUCUUAGCCCUCGUGAAAUUGGAUAAAGAAUGUAUGGGCUCACCCACUGGAACUCCUAAAGUGGAGAGAAGAUCAUCAGAGCUAAAGGCUUUCGGCAGAUUUGGAGAACUUGGAAACUGCUUGAUACACCAUAUCUUGGCUGAUAACUGGCAAAUACUUUGUCUCCUACGCAGAUGGUAUGAAUUGGACUUAACAGCCAAAAUUUGACAUUUCGGGUUGCAGGUUGGCUGGUUUGAUGUCUCAAGAGAUCAAUAAUUUGUUUCAAGUGUUACUGUUUUGUUGGUGUCAAGCUUGGGCAAUGAGACUACAGUGAAGCAGUCAGACUGGCUAACCCAAAAGUGCUAUUUCCUUCAGCCUCGUUAAAAGAAAUCUCGAAGUAUACACGUGCUGGAGUACUUAUGGUGCCUACUUGCCAUGAAUUUGGACUCUUAUUCUCUGGGGAUUUUACUGUGGCAACAAGUGAUAUGUAGUUAAAUGUAUCCAACGCCAAUAUAUGGGAGGAAGAGAGUGAGAAAUCGUAUGGUUCUAUUCCACCCAAUCAAGGUCUAAAGGAGGCAAAGAAGAAGAACCAAUUAAAGAACAAUGUUGUUGCUCUCUGUUUCAAGAAAGUUGAGAGAAGCUUGUUGUAGAUUCUUCAAGUCUCCGCAAGUAGAAUAUAUGGAUCUCUCUUACUGGCUCAUCGCACAGGAACACUUCAGACGAGGGUGGUCAACUGAUUUUAUAAUCUUCAAGUCAAUGUUGUCCAUCUUCAAGUUGAUAACAGAUCCUACUCGUAGAUGGGAGGGUUGUUUUUAGAAUCCUCCAGUAAGGGUAUAAUAUGGCUCCAUAAACAUGUUCACCAUAUUUCAAAGUAAAAUUUUCAUAUA